UUGCUUCAAACCCCCCGGAGGUCUCCGCCAACGUACGACUUCCCGAUGACCACCGCCACCUUCUCCUCCUCCGCCGUUUAUCUCCUCCCGCCACCCCGAUUAGACCGUCGCCAUAACACAACGCUCCUGCGCACAAAAGUCAACUAUUUUUCUUCGCUCGUCCUCCUCCCUCCUCCAGUUUCAUUCCGCCGGCGCUCCAUUCUCUCGCCGUUUCCCACAUGUUCAUCUCUUAAGGACAAGGUCGGUCAGUUUGAGAAAACAUGGCGGAACUUGAGCAGCUUGAACUACUGGGUUGUGAAAGACUACUACAGGCUCGUGAAAUCCGUAAAUUUGCUGGAACCCCGUUUUCAGAAGCUUUCUGAUGAACACUUGCGAGCCAAGACUCUGGAAUUUCGCCAGCGAUUGAAUCAGGGGGCGACCCUUGCUGAUAUUCAAGCUGAGGCGUUUGCUGUGGUUCGUGAAGCAGCCAGAAGGAAGCUUGGAAUGCGCCAUUUUGAUGUUCAGAUCAUUGGUGGAGCAGUACUUCAUGAUGGGGCCAUUGCAGAGAUGAAAACUGGAGAAGGAAAAACGUUGGUGUCAACUCUGGCAGUCUAUCUCAAUGCGCUGAGUGGGGAGGGUGUUCAUGUUGUGACUGUAAAUGAUUACCUUGCUCAGCGAGAUGCUGAAUGGAUGGGCCGUGUGCAUCGGUUUCUAGGUCUCUCUGUGGGGCUUAUUCAAAGAGGGAUGACCCCUGAGGAGCGCAGAUCAAACUAUGGAUGUGACAUUACCUACACCAAUAACUCAGAACUUGGUUUUGAUUAUUUGCGAGAUAAUCUUUCUGGAAGCAGUGAGCAACUUGUAAUGAGAUGGCCAAAGCCCUUCCAUUUUGCAGUAGUUGAUGAAGUUGACUCCGUUCUCAUUGAUGAAGGACGAAAUCCUUUGUUAAUAAGCGGUGAGGCAACUAAAGAUGCUGCACGAUAUCCUGUUGGUGCUAGAGUAGCUGAAUUGCUUAUACGAGGACUCCAUUACAAGGUGGAGCUCAAAGAUAAUUCAGUGGAACUUACUGAGGAAGGUAUAGUAUUGGCUGAGAUGGCUCUAGAAACAGAUGAUUUAUGGGAUGAAAGUGAUCCUUGGGCUAGGUUUGUUUUAAAUGCAUUAAAAGCCAAGGAAUUCUACCGGAGAGAUGUACAAUACAUUGUACGAAAUGGAAAGGCUCUUAUAAUCAAUGAGUUGACUGGUAGAGUUGAAGAAAAAAGGCGAUGGUCUGAGGGCAUACAUCAGGCUGUGGAGGCCAAGGAAGGCCUGAAGAUUCAGGCAGAUUCAGUUGUUGUGGCCCAGAUUACAUACCAGUCUCUAUUCAAAUUGUACCCCAAGCUCUCAGGAAUGACUGGAACUGCAAAGACAGAGGAGAAGGAAUUUCUGAAAAUGUUUCAAAUGCCAGUUAUUGAAGUACCCACUAAUAUGCCAAACAUUCGUAGAGACUUUCCCAUCCAGGCAUUUGCAACUGCUCGAGGGAAGUGGGAAUAUGUUCGUGCAGAAAUUGAGUAUAUGUUCAAGCUUGGCCGGCCUGUUCUAGUUGGGACAACGAGUGUUGAAAAUUCUGAAUAUCUGUCUGCUUUGCUGAGGGAAAGAAACAUACCCCACAAUGUGCUUAAUGCACGCCCCAAGUAUGCGGCAAGAGAAGCUGAGAUUGUUGCUCAGGCAGGUCGAAAGUAUGCAAUUACUAUAUCAACCAAUAUGGCUGGCAGGGGCACUGAUAUUAUUUUAGGAGGGAAUCCAAAGAUGCUUGCAAAAGUGAUUGUGGAGGAUGCUUUGCUUCCAACUCUCACACAGAAUGCUUCAGAUGUUGAAAUUGAUUCAGGGGCAACUUCAGAAAAGGUCUUAUCCAAGGUGAAAGUAGGGCCAUCAUCAUUAGGCUUUCUAGCAAAGACUGCUGUCAUGUCUAAAUAUGUAUGCAAAGCAGAGGGUAAAAAGUGGGCUUAUGAUGAAGCAAGAAACAUGAUAUCCCGAUCUAUUGAAAUGAACCAGUCCGCUGAACUGACAGAAUUGCAGAAACUUGUUGACGAACAGACUGAGAUGUAUCCUCUUGGCCCAUCCAUAGCUCUUUCUUAUCUAUCAGUUCUAAAGGACUGUGAAUUACACUGCUCUAAAGAAGGGUUGGAGGUGAAAAGGCUUGGUGGUCUUCAUGUGAUUGGAACAUCUUUGCAUGAGUCUAGGAGGAUUGAUAACCAGCUCCGAGGCAGAGCAGGGAGGCAGGGCGAUCCUGGAUCAACAAGAUUCAUGGUGAGCUUGCAGGAUGAGAUGUUUCAGAAGUUCAAUUUUGACACAGAGUGGGCAGUAAAACUUAUAUCUAGAAUUACAAAUGAUGAAGAUAUUCCAAUAGAGGGCCGCUCAAUUGUCAAACAGCUUCUGUCACUGCAAGUUAAUGCUGAAAAAUACUUCUUCAAUGUAAGAAAGAGUCUUGUUGAGUUUGAUGAAGUUUUGGAGGUUCAACGAAGGCAUGUCUAUGAUCUCCGACAAUUAAUAUUAACAGGGGAUUCUGACAGUUGUUCAGAGCAUAUCUUCCAGUACAUUCAAGCUGUGGUAGAUGAAGUUAUUUUCAAGAACGUGGAUCCAGCAACACAUCCAAGCUGCUGGAGUUUGGGAAAGCUUUUGCAGGAAUUUAAAGGGAUUUCUGGGGAUGUGCUGCAUGUAUGCACUCUAAGCAUUGGAAUAUCUCUAGGCUCCUUUUUGGGGAUUUCAGAGGAACAGAUGCUGCAAGCACUUGCACAAGUUAAUCAUUUGAGUUCUGUCAACAUUGAUCGUCUUCACCUUCCAGAUCUACCGAGACCUCCAAAUUCCUUUCGAGGAAUACGCAUGAAGAGCGUGUCAUUAAAAUGCUGGCUAACAAUAUGUUCCAAUGAUUCGGUGAAAGAUGGGAAAUUCAGAUCAACUGCUAAUAUUCUUUGCAAGUACCUCGGAGAUUUUUUGAUUGCUUCGUAUCUUAAUGCUAUUCAAGAAUCUGGCUAUGACGGUGUUUAUGUCAAGGAAAUUGAGAGGACAGUGCUUCUGAAAACUCUAGACUGUUUCUGGAGAGAUCAUCUUGUGAACAUGAACAGACUGAGCUCCGCGGUGAAUGUGAGAAGCUUUGGGCACAGGAAUCCACUUGAAGAAUACAAAAUUGAUGGCUGUAGAUUCUUCAUUUCAAUGCUUAGUGCCACUAGGAGAGUAACUGUGGAAUCUUUAUUGCGCUACUGGUCAUCACCUAUGGAAUCUCAAGAACUCUAUAUAUAAAUAUUAAUAUUAUCGGUCCUCAUGGAUUGCAUGCAAGCUGGAGUUCUCUAGGUUGCACAGAGCAAUUAACAUUGCUAAGGAAUGUAUGGUACUUUUUUCUCCAAAGAUGCAGAUUUUGUCGAUUGGCGCAUUUUCAGCACUGCGCUAACAUCUAGAAGCUUGACCUAUGGCUCUGACAGGUUUUCACAGCCUACAUGCCGUCCCAAAGUUAACACAGAUACGGCAGAAGUAAAUGGAAAGGACUGGGUGGAAGCAACAUACAUAAUUGUGCUCAACUGCUUGAUUUCGGUGGAGUUCAGAUUUUGAUCAUCUUUAAAGAUGCUAGCUGCAUUGAGAACCACAGACCCAGCCCAUAUAAUAAAUAGUCUUGUGAUAUUUACUGGGAUGACAGAUGGAUUCUUGUGACAACUAUGUCAUGUGCAGGCUUGUGUAGAAUAUGCAUUUUUUCUGCAUGUUUAUAUCAUAAUUAUCAAGGCAAAAACAUUUACAUAGAUUGGCUUCGUGGAAUAUUCUUUCAUUCUUUUAAUCAUUAAAUCUUAGGCAUCUGAAAUGUUGUAUACUUUAUUUUAGUCAUUAGUGGAUGGCUUCUACUCUA
Molecule: messenger RNA, 3847 nt
Organism: Andrographis paniculata
Lineage: Eukaryota; Viridiplantae; Streptophyta; Magnoliopsida; Lamiales; Acanthaceae
Product: protein translocase subunit SECA2, chloroplastic
Exons: 31
Coding region: 46-3252 (1068 amino acids)
Biological process (GO): protein import; protein targeting
Cellular component (GO): membrane; chloroplast envelope
Molecular function (GO): ABC-type protein transporter activity; ATP binding
Source: RefSeq, a predicted model, not a curated record